Molecule: messenger RNA, 4787 nt
Organism: Acanthopagrus latus (yellowfin seabream)
Lineage: Eukaryota; Metazoa; Chordata; Actinopteri; Spariformes; Sparidae
Exons: 5
Coding region: 265-1632 (455 amino acids)
Source: RefSeq, a predicted model, not a curated record
AGGGUCUCAGGGGCGUUGAACACUGAUUGCGCGCACAUCUCCCCAGAUGUCGCUCCUCCCCCGGGCAGGUCCCGCCCUGCGGUUACCGCGCACCGGGGAAAAAGUCUCGUCGGGGAAGAGCAGCGGGACAGAGAGUGGAAGACAGAGAGGGACAGAAACACCGGGACUGAAACACCAUCCUGCCUCCGUGUUAUAUGGGUGUCUUCAGCCGUCACACGCCUACACGUCAUCUCUGAGUCGGGAGUCUGUCUCCUCGGUGGCCGGAUGGACAAACUGAGAAGGAAGUUCCUUCUCAUCUUCUUUACUGGUUUCAUCGUCGUCUUGUUCCUCACUGUGAAAACACCCACAACCUACAGGUCCAUCCCAAAGCCUCGCGGGCCUUCGGCCGAAUGCCCCCCGUGGAUCUCUGAGGACAGCAUCACCCCGCUCAAUGGCACCAAGCACUUGCUGGUGUCGGCCUACAUGGACCAGAGAGUGAAAGGCUUUGACAUACGCAUCAUUGGCAUGUUUAAGAGAGACUCCAUCCAGCCUCUUCACUGUCUUUUCUGCUGUGCAGGCUGGUUAUCAACUACAACUCCAGCAACAAUUUCACAACACUCGGACAACUUUGGUUUUCCCUUCGUCACCACGGACGUCAUGUGUCCGAUUCCUGAAAACUGCACCGCCACACACGUCAGUCUCCUGACUAAACCAGACAGGGUGGGGGUAUUCAACCAACCGUGGCUUCCGAUAAGAAACAAGAAAGAGGAGAACAAGCUGCAGUUUGACUUCACAGUCUGCGUGUCCAACCUGUUUGGAGACUACAACAACGUGCUUCAGUUUGCACAAACACUGGAGAUGUACAGACUGCUUGGUGUGAACAGGGUGGUUAUCUAUAAAACCAGCUGUGGCCCAGACCUGGACCGCCUGCUGCAGAGCUACAGUCAGGAGGGCUUCGUGGAGAUAGUUCCUUGGCCCAUCGACCAGCACCUGAAUCCGUCUCGUGGCUGGCUGUUCUCCGAGCACGGAGGGGACGUGCACUACUUCGGCCAGCUGACCACGCUCAACGAGUGCGUGUACAGAUCCAUGCACCGGUCCCGCUACGUCCUGCUGAACGACAUAGAUGAGAUCGUAAUGCCGUACCAACACGACAACCUGCAGGCUCUGAUGGACGUGCUCCAAAAGCAGCAUCCAGAUACAGGGGUGUUCCUUAUCGAGAACCACAUCUUCCCCAAGACACAUUUUGAGCCAAGUGGGAGGUUUCACCUGCGUCAGUGGAACAAGGUGGCAGGAGUUAAUAUUCUGGAGCACAUCUACAGGGAGGAGCCCGCCAGGAAUAUAUACCACCCUUACAAACUGAUAGUUCAGCCAAGGAUGGUGGAGCAGACGUCAGUGCAUGAAGUGCUCAAGAACUCUGGACCGUGGUUCAAGGUUCCGCCGGAUGUUUGCCGACUCAUUCAUGUCCGUGUCGCUCUGCGCGGGUCGUUAAAGCUGGAGGAGCUAAAUGUGGACAAACGACUGUGGACCUUCAGUGCAAAACUGAUUCCCAACGUGGACAAACAACUGAAGAAAGUGGGGCUGCUCACCUCAGAGGGGGGAGAGCUGACGGACGGGGGGGACAAACGCUCGGACGGACAGGUUGAACAGGUUUAAUCCACCAAUGGGUGUGGACACUCACUAGGUGUUCAUCUCUGAAGAACAUCCUGUCUAAAUGUGGAGAGGUACUGUGAUCGUCAUUGCCAUUUUUUAUUUGUUUUCUGAUGACUAUCAUGCCGUCAGCGAAUGCCAUAAUGUUGGCUCUUAUCUGUUUACUCUUGUUAUUUGAUGUGUCAAACCAUGCCGUCCAUUAACAGGGAGGAGAAACCAGUCGGACCACUAUCAAAUAUAAACCACUUCAUUGUUACAGAACAGGACAAACACGGUGCCGUAGUUGGUGAAAAGACCCACAAUUAAAUGAUUUAAACUGCGGUUUUGUCAACCCCAUAAUCUUUGGAUUCCUCCCAAAAGACUCGGCUUGUUCCUUUUAUCAGAGAACCAGAUUAUCUAGUUCUUAAUAUUUUAUACUGAUGGUUAACCAUCAGAGUUUAAUGGCUCCCCAUUCAAACGAUCUAUAAAGCAUGGUAAAAGUGCACAUAAUCAGAGUGCAGUUGAUUCUAUAUAGGACACAGCAACAGCGCAACAGUCCCAUCAUGUUGACACGGUUAGCUUGUGAGCCUGAUGAAGUCCAAUAGUCAAAACUUUUAGCUCUAUUUUUGUUCUCCACAUACUCCAGAGGGGAGAAUCUGCCUCUUCAGUUGCUUAAUAUACCUUUUUAUGUUCACCAGCCACCAUACCAAAGGGUAUUCAUAGCUCAUGAUGUGCACAAGCGAGCCCAGGGUUUGCAUUCAACACUUCAGUGUAUUUAAAACAAUGCAACAUAGCUUUGACUGUGGCGUUUAUACUGCCGGCUCAUUGUGACACGAUACAAAACUCAUAUAUCCAACCUAAAUAAAUAAUUUCUCCUUUGCAGAAUGAACACCUGCUUUCCACUGAGAAAUUCAAACAUCAGUAGGAACAUUAUGCAAACACAAAAGAAUAUUGAAUAUGUUACAAGUAUUCACCCUCCUUUUCUUUUCAUGGCUGCUUCUGGGGAAGAAAGCGCUUCAUUAAACAUUGAUCUCAGUCACAGAACAAAGACAAAGCAUACUGGACUGAACGACACGGUGGAGGAGGACGGGGAUAACUUUAAUGCAGUUUUCCUUUUCUUUGGUUUUGUUUGAUGAUGGGCAGUAGAGGAAGAGGAGCCCUCACAAGAAAACCCUCAACUAACUAUUUUUAUGUAUUUUCUGAAACAUUUCCUUUACAGAAAGUGGAGGUGGUUGAGUGUUUUUGUUUUUGUGUUUUUUUUCAGGACCAGGUUUACCAAAACACAGAUUAGAUAACCUGAUGGGAUCUUGGCGAGUCCCAAAGCAUAAUAGUUUUUAGCUCUUUUAAAGGGUAAGUAAGCAAAGUGUGUCGUAUGCCAAACUGCCUCCAGUGAUGUCUCCUCCAGAGUGGCUAAGUUGCAUUUUGGGUAAUGUAGGCGGCAAUAAAACCAUGCGCAUAAAGUAAAACAUGUCUUGUGUUAUAUUCAUUUGCAGCCCCGGUUUGUGCCUUUUCGUGUGUUACCAUUACAUCCAGAUAAAUAAGAGAAAGACUGAACAUUAAAUGCUGUUUUUAACUUAUUUCCUCUUAUAUAUCAUUAUUUCACAAUCAAAAUAAUAAGUUUGAAAUAUUGGAAGCAAACAUAUUUUAUAUGACAAUAUAUCUGUAAUAUUAAAUCAUUGUUUACAGUGUAAGUCUUGAGCAAGGAGGUCGGUCAUUUCCAGUCUGUGGUUGGAUAAGGGGGGGAAGAAGGAGAUGAGAGAUGACGUCAUACUCUUUUCCUGUAAUCUUCAAGAUCACAAGUGCAAAUUGGCAAAAGGUUGUAAACGCGCUCCAGAGGGAGGUGUGUGAAAUCUGAUGUAUUGCCUGAGAUGGUGUAACUUGAGUCAGCAUCAGGUGGAGGUGAAGACAAAAAAGAUUUGAUGGCUUUUCAAACCCACAUCGUUAACACAGUUGCACCGAAGCCCAGGGCUGCACGGUUCACACUGUGUUUUUACCAGCCUCUGGUUUAAUAUCUGUCGGAAGACACGACUGUUUAUGUUCUAGUGUGAUCAGUGACCACUGUUUACUUUAGUACAGAUGAUUUUCAAGGGAUAACUUGGAGCCAACCCUGUUUCAGAGCAGGGCCUGUAUGCACCUCGGUUAGAGUUGGGUUUUCCCACAGUAUGCCAGGACUGUGCCAAUGUAAGGCUUUUCACACUGCACCCAGCCCAGCUGUUAGCUCCAGGCUAGAAAGUGUUAGCAUUAGCAUAACUCAGGCACAGUGGAUUAACUUAUUUACUCAUAUCAAUUAAAUUAAUCAAUGCAGUUAUACUGAACCUUACAGGAGUACAUAAACAAAACAUAUCUGGCUGAGGAAACUUUAUUUUACAUAAUGAUUGGAGUAAAAAGGCACCUAGCAAUGUAAAAACAUCGAAUUUGUGUGGUGGAUAUUUUUAUUUAUAUAGAACGAUGUUUUGUAUGAAUGCAAAGACAUGGAAGACAUUUAUUUAACACUUUUUCAAAUCUCAAUGCUACUUUGCACCUCAUGUAAAUACUGUAAAUAUCUUAGUCUAAUUUACGCUGUCGGACUUGUUCUGUGUUCGUAUACUUAACAGCUGACUUGUUUUGUGUCUGUGUACAACUACUCCACAUGCCUUAAAUUGCAAGUAAAGUAUCUUGAAUUGAAAUAAAAUAUGUUCAUUAUCUUGUUAAUCCCUCAUUUAUUCAUGCAUUAAAAAGGAAACAACGUCUUCUCUUAGGAGUGUGUGUCUGACAAUGGUGUGUACAAAAGGAGAAUGUUUUCACCAUCGGUUGUUCUUUUCAGCUUAAACAAAGCCUGAAAUGCUCUCACACACAAUGACAUAUCGCACCACACAUAUUGGACUCGGACACAUUUAAAAAAGCAUCAUCAUUUGGAAACUAUUUAUUGAACAUUUGCAACCAGAUAUCAGUUAAAUACAGAACUUUCAAUUCUCUCUCUACAUCCCCCAACAGCAGGGACUGGCUCCACUUCAUUACACUGAGAGGAGGGAAUGUUACAGGACUUGGUAAGGCGCACACUGUGCUGGAAGUCAUUUGGCUUUCUGUCUUCUGAUAAUAAAGAGAAAUGAAAUCUGGGUCUGCCUUUCAAAUGUCCAACACUGCUUCCCCUCCUCGCAGCUAGAUCCUGCGCGUACAGACCAUGGCAAAAAAAAAAAAAAAAA